Messenger RNA from Lipotes vexillifer (Yangtze River dolphin), 2039 nucleotides. RefSeq names its product sprouty RTK signaling antagonist 4 (gene SPRY4). The transcript has 2 exons. The coding region runs from base 214 to 1113 and encodes 299 amino acids. The record is from RefSeq and is a predicted model, not a curated record. Lineage: Eukaryota; Metazoa; Chordata; Mammalia; Artiodactyla; Lipotidae. Gene Ontology annotation, cellular component: membrane; cytosol. Gene Ontology annotation, biological process: negative regulation of MAP kinase activity; multicellular organism development; negative regulation of Ras protein signal transduction.
CGGAGGCAGCAAGAGGGGCUGACAGCGCGGUGCUGGCGCUGAGCAGCGCAGGGACCAGUGCCGGUUCCUCCGGCCGGCGUCUGCGAGGACAGCGGCGUCAGACCCACUGGGGUUCGGGAAUUCACACAGACGUGGAGCAAUGCUUGUGACUCUGCGGCUCCUCAAAGGCCCCUAGAAGCCUGCUUCUCUGCACAGCCCAGGACCUCUGGCCCCAUGGAGCCCCCGAUCCCACAGAGCGUCCCCUUGACUCCUAGCUCAGUCAUGGUCCAGCCCCUUCUGGACAGCCGUAUGGCCCACGGCCGGCUCCAGCACCCCCUCACCAUUCUCCCCAUCGACCAGAUGAAGACCAGCCACGUGGAGAAUGACUACAUCGACAAUCCUGGCCUGGCACCCCCCACCGGCCCCAAGCGGACCCGGGGUGCAGCCCCAGAGCUGGCCCUGACACCCGCCCGCUGUGACCAGGACAUCACCCACCACUGGAUCUCCUUCAGCGGGCGCCCCAGCUCUGUGAGCAGCAGCAGCAGUACGUCCUCUGACCAGCGCCUCUUAGACCACAUGGCCCCCCCGCCCGUGGCUGACCAGGCCUCCCCGAGGGCCGUGCGCAUCCAGCCCAAGGCCAUCCACUGCAAGCCACUGGACCUCAAGGGCCCGGCCGUCCCCCCAGAGCUGGACAAGCACUUCUUGCUGUGCGAGGCCUGCGGGAAGUGUAAGUGCAAGGAGUGCGCGUCCCCCCGGACGUUGCCCUCCUGCUGGGUCUGCAACCAGGAGUGCCUGUGCUCCGCCCAGACGCUGGUCAACUAUGGCACCUGCAUGUGCCUGGUGCAGGGCGUCUUCUACCACUGCACCAACGAGGACGAUGAGGGCUCCUGCGCCGACCACCCCUGCUCCUGCUCGCGCUCAAACUGCUGCGCCCGCUGGUCCUUCAUGGGCGCCCUCUCCCUGGUGCUGCCCUGCCUGCUCUGCUACCUGCCCGCCACCGGCUGCGUGAAGCUGGCCCAGCGCGGCUAUGACCGCCUGCGCCGCCCCGGAUGCCGCUGCAAGCACACGAACAGCGUCAUCUGCAAGGCAGCCACCGGGGACGCCAAGGCCAGCAGACCCGACAAGCCUUUCUGACACCUGGGGUCAAGUCCCGGCGCUUCCCCCUGGAAACUUGGUUCCCUUCUCACACCUGAGGGGGCUACCACAGCGAGGCCAGAGGUUUUAGCAUCCUCAGGCUGACCCUGCCAGUCUGCCCACUCCCUACCCCCAGCUUCUGAAGAAACAGAGACCACAAUCACCCGUGCUUCUCUUCCCCAAAAGGAUGAAGAACUUUGGGUUGUCUUUUUUUCAGGGUCCUGGAACUUUGUGUGAAACAGAUAGUGGCAGGGGCGUGGUGUGGUUUGGGGGCGAUUUUUCUUUUUCAGAAGAUGGAACACAGAUGUGGACACAUAUCCGGAAGUUGCAGCUGCUUGAAUGCCUUCCCAGCCCUCCUCCUCCCUCCCUCUCUCCCCGCUCUUUUGCAUUCUCUCUGGCUGCCUGGGAGGAACCGGUAACUGAGCGGCCAGGGGACCUUGGAAGAAGACCCUUGGAGUUUUGCCGUCUAUACCUUCUCCCAGCCUCUACCCCGGUUGGCCCCGACAUCUUGGGGAAGGUGUAGACCCUGGCGAUCCCUCUUGUACAUACUUGGGAGCCCCCCUCGUUCCUCGCUCUGCCCGGAGCCACGGAUGGAUUUAGGAACCACUGCACAGUACCUUUCCUCCCUUCCAACUCCCUCACUAACUCUUGGGGGUGUUCCACUCAUAACACGGUCCUUCGGCUCUUACUGGGUCACAGACUCACCCGCCCGCUACGUGUCCCAAGUUCUCUCUACCCAGAUCUUUUCCAGAAACUUUAUGGGUAGAGAAGGCGAGGGCGGCAAAUUCGAGACCAAAUAGCAUUUUGCCAAUGAGUCUGAGGCUGUGGUCUCUGGAUCCAGUCAUUAUGUUUUUAUAGAAGCAUUAAACCAGAUGCUAUCGGUGUUUUAAGAAAUAAUAGUAAAACACUUGCUUCCUUUUGGGCCA